Peniophora sp. CBMAI 1063 is the source of this 483-nucleotide messenger RNA. The record is from the annotation of a GenBank genome assembly. Lineage: Eukaryota; Fungi; Basidiomycota; Agaricomycetes; Russulales; Peniophoraceae.
AUGUUCUCUGCGGUCCGUCACGCCUCUCGCUCUGCCGGUGCGCUCCGCGCCGUACGUGUGCCCGCCCAGGCGCGCAUUGUCCGACCCGCACAAUGGGCACGCACGCUUGUCACUACCAAGUACUCGGAGGACCACGAGUCUGUGCAGUUCGAUGACGAGACCAAGAUCGGGACCGUGACGAUUACUGAGUACGCGCAGACGAGCCUCGGCGACGUCGUAUUCGUCGAACUGCCCGAAGAGGGCUCGACUGUGGAGAAGGGCGAUUCUGUCGGUGCAGUAGAGAGCGUGAAGGCCGCGUCUGACAUUUACUCGCCCGUUUCCGGCAAGGUCGUUGCGAUCAACUCUGCAUUGGCAGACCAGCCGUCUCUGCUCAACAAGUCUCCGGAGGGCAAGGGCUGGUUGUUCAAGGUCGCAGUCGAGAAUCCGGCGGAGCUCGACGAGCUCCUGACAGCCGAGGCUUACAAGGAGCACUGCGAGUCAUGA